This is a messenger RNA of Lotus japonicus, 2237 nucleotides long. RefSeq names its product scarecrow-like protein 8. Gene Ontology annotation, cellular component: nucleus. Lineage: Eukaryota; Viridiplantae; Streptophyta; Magnoliopsida; Fabales; Fabaceae. The transcript has a single exon. The coding region runs from base 96 to 2012 and encodes 638 amino acids. Gene Ontology annotation, molecular function: DNA-binding transcription factor activity; sequence-specific DNA binding. The record is from RefSeq and is a predicted model, not a curated record. Gene Ontology annotation, biological process: regulation of DNA-templated transcription.
AAAACCUCCUCCUCCGUUACAUUCACCAGACCUCAUGCGUUUUCUCAAACCAAACCUCUCAUUUUAUUCCUUAAUUUCCUCAAACCACCGUGCCGAUGUCGUCACCGGGCGGUGGUGCCCCCAAUUUCUACGGUGGUUUCCCUGGCCGAUCCAACAACAACAACAACUUCACAACCACCACCUCCACCACACACAACCUUCACCCUCUCUACCGAACCCAGCAGCAACUUCCUCCAAUUUUUCUCGACCCUUCUUUAUCCCACAUCGCUCAGCGCCAAACACCAUCAAUCAUCGGAAAACGCACCCUCGCUGAGUUUCAAAUCCAGAAUCAUCAAAAUCAAAAUCAAAAUCAAAAUCAAAUUCAAAAUCCUGUUCUCUCCAAUCUUCUACUUCGUUCUGUUAAACCCAGAAAUUUCCACCAUGCUUCUCCAAUCGAUUUCUCCACUUCCUCACCAGAAUUCUCUAACUCUUUUUCUUCUACGUCGUCGUUUCCGUCACAGCGUUUGCCGUUUUAUAACCACCUUCACUCAAACGUUUCUCAGCAACAAUCCCCAUUUCCAAUCACCAAUUCAAAUCCCACAAACCCUAAUUUCCCGUACCAGAUUUCCAAUUUCUCGCAGGUGCUCAACGGAGCAACCACCACCACCACCACCCAUGGACCGGAGAAGAGGGUGAUGGACCACCGUCUACAGGAAUUGGAAAAGCAGCUUCUGGAAGACAGUGAUGAUGAUGAAGAAGGUGAUGCGGUUUCUGUGAUCACAAAUUCUGAAUGGUCUGAGACGAUACAAAGCUUGAUUGGUGCGGGUCAGAACAACCCGACCCGGAAACCCGAUUUAUCGUCGCCGACUUCCUCAACGACGUCGACGAAUUCAACCAUAACUUCUAUGGCUUCCCCUGCUCCCACAUGUUCAAAGCAGUCGUUGAUGGAGGCCGCAUCGGCGAUUUCCGAAGGGAAAUUGGAGGCUGCAUCGGAGAUCUUAUCACGUUUGGGUCAGGCUUCGAACCCGAAUGGGAAUUCGGAUCAACGGUUCACGGAUUGCAUGGUUUCCGCGCUGAAAUCGAGGCUGAACCAGGCUGAAAAUCCACCUCCGGUGGCGGAGUUGUUCAGCAGGGAGCACGCAGAGUCGACCCAGUUGCUCUUCGAACACAGCGUCUGCUUCAAGGUCGCUUUCAUGGCUGCGAACCUCGCAAUCCUGGAAGCCGCAUUUGACGAUACCACUACCACCAGCAUGAAGCUCUGCGUGGUGGAUUUCGAAAUCGGGCAUGGGAGACAAUACGUUAGCCUUCUGCAUGAGUUAUCGGCGCGUCUCGCCGGGAAACCGGUGACGGUGAAGGUUAUAGCAGUUGCCGAAGACGGAGCUGACGAGAGGUUGAAGACGGUGGGUGACAUGCUGGGUCAGCAAGCUGAACGACUCAGGAUCGGGUUUGAAUUCAAGGUGGUGAGUUGCAAACUCGCCGAGUUGACCCGGGAGGCACUCGGUUGCGAACCGGACGAGACGCUGGCUGUGAACUUCGCGUUCAAGCUUUUCAGAAUGCCCGACGAGAGCGUGUCGACGGAGAAUCCCCGCGACGAGCUUCUGCGGCGCGUGAAGGCGCUAUCCCCGCGCGUGGUUACUCUGGUGGAGCAGGAGCUGAACACUAAUACGGCGCCGUUUGUGCCGCGCGUGACUGAGUCGUGCUCUUACUACAGCGCGUUGUUUGACUCUAUUGAGUCCACGGUGGCGCGUGAGAGCUUGGAGCGUGUGAAGAUCGAGCAAGGACUGAGUCGGAAGGUGGGGAACUCGGUGGCUUGUGAAGGGAGGGAUCGCGUGGAGCGGUGUGAGGUGUUUGGGAAAUGGCGCGCGCGUAUGAGCAUGGCUGGGUUCAGGUUGAGACCGGUGGGGCAGAGGGUGGCUGAGUCAAUCACGGCGCGACUCGGUGCAGAGAACCGAGUCACGGUGAAGGAAGAGAACGGUGGGAUUUGCUGUGGGUGGGUGGGGAGAACUCUCACCGUCGCAUCUGCUUGGCGUUAAUUUCACUCACUCACCCACCUUUUUUUUUUAAGAAUAUUAUCAUAAAUACAUUGUUUCUGGUAUAUUUUAAUUUUUUAAUGUUAUCUUAGGCAUAAGAAAAGGCUUAAAAAUACGAUAGAGUUGGAAAAUUGUAAGGAAAUUCCCCCACCCCCUCUUUUCUUUCCACCAAACAAGCAAAUAAAAUGUGUUUGGAUUCCUAUAAAUUUUAUAUGACUUGUUGCAGCA